GAUCCAUCCCUCCCCUACGUGCUAUCCCUAUACCUCCAGCUCGCCAUUAACAUCGUACUCGUGGCAAUCGUGCUCUACUUCGGCUACGUAUUUGUGCGAACCAUCAACGCAGAUAUCAAUCACAAGCUCGCUCUCUAUACCGCUGACGCCCUCCAGGAAAUCUCGCUAUGUUCCCGCGAGUACUACCGCAACAAAUGCUCGCUAGAAGAUGGCCACCACCGCGCGCCCGCGCUAGAGCUGGCGUGCACCGCCUGGAGCAAAUGUAUGAAUAGAGACCCCAGCAUGAUAGGCAAGUCCCAGAUCACGGCAGAAACGAUUGCUGACAUCGUUAACGGGUUCUUCCGGCCCAUCAGCUGGAAAUCGUUGGUGUUCAUGGGAGCCAUGUUUAGCGGAUCGUUGGUGGCCACCAACAUGGGAUUCCUGAGCUACCGCCAGUCGUAUGCUAACAGCGCGCACAACGAAGUGAGAAUCCAGAAAUUGGAGCACACAAUCCGCGAAAAGGACAGCUUGAUCGAACGGUACCAG
Messenger RNA from Suhomyces tanzawaensis NRRL Y-17324, 525 nucleotides. RefSeq lists its product as uncharacterized. The record is from RefSeq and is a predicted model, not a curated record. The annotation marks the transcript as partial. Gene Ontology annotation, biological process: lipid homeostasis; nuclear envelope organization. The transcript has a single exon. Gene Ontology annotation, cellular component: nuclear envelope; nuclear membrane. NCBI's taxonomy places the organism in Eukaryota, Fungi, Ascomycota, Pichiomycetes, Serinales, Debaryomycetaceae.